Lineus longissimus is the source of this 4105-nucleotide messenger RNA. RefSeq names its product annexin A6-like. Lineage: Eukaryota; Metazoa; Nemertea; Pilidiophora; Heteronemertea; Lineidae. Gene Ontology annotation, molecular function: calcium-dependent phospholipid binding; calcium ion binding. The record is from RefSeq and is a predicted model, not a curated record. Bases 249 to 3002 code for a protein of 917 amino acids. The transcript is spliced from 22 exons. Gene Ontology annotation, cellular component: cytoplasm.
ACGUGCUAAAACCGUCUGCUAUAUUGGGGUUCGGUCAUCCGUAUAGUGGACACUGAAAGCACAAGUUAUGCGUUCUAUGACAUUUACCGGUUGUAAGCAGUAGGAUAUUCUGUUAGGUGGGACACUUUUAGCUGAUAUCCUCGGAUAAUUAAUGUGAAUAAUCUUAUUACCUUUGGAUAAUAUAUAUACUUUGGAGAAGAGAUUAUUAGCUUCAUUUCAAAAAUAUCAGGGGCAAGAACAUCUUAAGGAUGAGUAAGCUACUGAAGAAGAAAUGGGAAGAACGGGCUUAUCAACAGCACAUGCAAAAGAUACAGGCAGCCAAAGGAGGCGUGGACAGCAAACCUCCGCGGCGAUUCCCUCAUCUUCAGAUUAAGACCACGAAGAUCAAGAAAGAGGAGGAAAAGUUAGCCGAGGUGCAUUACCAGAACCAGAUUUUGGUUCAGAGGCUGACCGGGAUAAUGGGGCGCAGGGCCUCCGUUGAUUCACAGCAGGACAGCUAUGCUCGAAGUUUGAACCUUCGUAAGCGGGAGAAGGAAGCGGAGAGAAUCUACAAAUCUAACCAAGCCAUAGCUCGGAGAUUGGAGAGCAUUAAGCCUGUCAUCAAUUCAAGAGAACAAGAAGAAGACUUCAGGAAGCACAAGGAGUACAGGAAACUUAGGACAGACUCAACAAAGAUGUAUCCAGAGUACAGCAAUGAGAGAGAAGAGAGGGAUAACUUCGUGCAUGUCCGGCGAAGAAGCAGAUCACUUGAUGGGUCAGAAGACGUAUACUUUGACUAUGGAGAUGAUGAUAAUACUGGCUUGGAUGAUGAUGAUGGCGAGGGAAAGCCAAGGCAACCAGAUGAUGAUGAUGAUGAAGUCGGAGAAGAUGGGCUGAGGCCAUCUGAUUAUGCUUAUCUUUACAGCGAUGAUGACGAUGAGAUGCCAGAGGAGAAAUGGAUGAAGAAAAAGAACCAGCCCCAACCCCAAUUGAAGAAUGCCGAUGGUCAACCGGUGAAACUGCCCAAAAUUGAAAACAGAAGAGACUACUUUGGAAAUGUCCAACACCAGCAUGAAAUGGAUGCUCGAGCUUUAUUUAGGGCUUGCAAAUUCAACAGUGCGGGUAAUUUUGAAGAAACUCUCACUAAAGGCCAUGGAGCAUUAUUGAAGAGGACACCUCAGCACCGGGCGAAAAUAAAAGAGAAAUACACAGAGUUAUUUGAUCUGAGUCUUGAAGACGAGCUGAAGAAAGUCACCAAACCCACUGUGCAUCCAUUCAUCACUGCGCUGCUGACUGCCAGAGGAGGCCUUGAUGAUGCUGAAGAACUGCAGGCAGCUUUAUCAAGCGGAAGCGUCCCUCGGUUGAUCCACUUGUUCUGUAGCAGGAGCAAGUCCAGUUUGAACUCGCUGCAGAAUUCAUACAAAAGUAAAUACAAAAAGACCGUCGACACUGCCCUGACAGAAGUCAUCACAGACCCAGACGUGCAUACGCUGUUGUUAUUGUUGCUAAGGAAAGAUGGCAGACACGAUUAUCCCAGUGAUGAUGUCCUUGCAAAAACUGAUGCUAGAAAACUUUACAUGUCUGGUAAAGGCAAGUGGACAGAUGAAGAUGGUGCCUUUUUGAAAAUUGUGUCAACGAGAAGUUAUCCACAAAUUAGUGCCACCAUGACUGGAUUUAGAGGGGUUGCUGGCAGACCUCUGGGGGAAGCUGCUGAAGAAGACAUUGAGUGUUCAUCAGAGUAUUCGAAGGCUAUCAAAGCAUUUGGCAAUAUGAUGGUAGAUAAGGAGGGUGUAUCUGCGUCCCAACUUCGUCUAUCAAUGAAAAACCCAGACAAGUUCAUCAAGCUGAUGGUAGUUGUGUCUGAUGGUUCAGACCUGAGCGCAAUCAAGGAUGCAUACAAGGAGAAGUAUGGUAUUGAGUUGGAGAAUGACAUCAGGAAUAAGUACAGGGGUGAACAGCUCAAGCUACUCCUUGCUUUGUGUGAAAAGCGUCCUCCCCCAAAAGCUAAGGUAAAAACCAAGGAUGCCACCUCCUUUCCCUUGCCAGUGAAGCAAAAGAGGUUUACGACAAAUUUUAGUUCAAAGAAGGUAUUCGAGGAGCCCCAGCGAGAUAGUCCACCUUUGACUCCUUCACCUCCUCUCUCACCUAAGAAACAGACUUCACCUCUGCUGUCGCCUACAAAACUGACUGAGGAGAAGGCUAAUAAAAAGGCUGUGAGAUGGGAUGAUUCUGCAAGUGGAAGUACAGAAAGUGAGGACAGACCUGACCAGCAGGGCUCGCAACCAAUACAGAAGAUCGCAGAAGAAUCAUCCACGAAUGAUGACUGCGAGCAUCUUUAUGAAGCCAUGUGCGGUUUCGGGACAGAUGAGGAUGUCAUCACCGAUAUUCUAGCUCAGCGGACGAAUAAACAAAGACAGAAGAUUAGAGACAAAUAUGCUGACUUAUAUGACAAGAAAUUGAUCAGCGACCUGAAAUCAGAACUAAGUGGCAAUUAUGAGGAGCUGAUCCUGAGUUUAAUGAUGGCACCCACUGAGUACCUGGCACAUUCCCUCCAUCAUGACAUAUCAGAAGCCGAGAUGGAAGCAGACGCCCUCAUUAGCAUAAUACACAGCAUCGGCAGCAAGGAGAUUGAAAAUAUGAAGAAGGAGUAUAAAAGGGCUCACAACAUUGAACUGGUAGAUGACCUAAAGGAACGAGGCAAUGGUGAUUUCAAGAAUAUGAUGCUAGCAUUGUUGAAAGAUUCUUCAGCAGAUGAAUCCGGAAAAGAGAAAUUGGACAAACUCGGUGAAUCUCUGAAAGAUGCCCCCUCGCAUUUCGUGCAGUUGAUCCAGAACAGUUUUGAUGGCUUUGGAACGGAUGAACGACCUUUGAUCAGAAUCAUAGUUUCAAGAUCAGAGGUUGACCUUGGUGCAAUUAAGAAGCAAUAUAAGGAGAAAUAUGGCAAAUCUCUUGUUGAUGCUGUCAGGAGUGAGACAAGUGGGGAUUUCAAGGACUGCCUGCUGGCCAUUGUCAACAAAAGCUAGCUUCGUAAAACUUAUGAGGGACUGCCUGCUGACCAGAGAGAGCUAGCAUCGGAUAAAGAUAGCGUCUCAUCUACUUGAAACAAAUACUAGCUUUGUAUUAACAAUUAUAAGGGACUGCCUGCUGAUUAGAGAAAGCCAGCUUUAGAUCAAGGUAGUGAUCUCUAUCUGCUUGAAGUAUUUGGGCAAUACAACUCUGGUGUAAAAUUUGUGUCAGCGAACUUCAUGUCACAGUAAUAUGUGCUUGCCAGUAAAUUGCAUUAAAAACGAUAGUUACCUUAGGUUAGAUUGUCUAUACUCGCAACUUUCCAUUUUAAAAGGUCUUUAUGUAUGUUUAAAGCAGAGAUAUUCAAACCUACCUGUACAUUGCUCUUCUUUGUGUCACAUUUAUACAUCACUGAUUAUUGGAUUGUUUUUCUUCAUUGCUCACUGUUUUGGUCAUGCAAUGGCAACACGGAAGUAUCAGUUUCAAGUAUUCCUAAAUUUCUAGGAAACAGUUUGUUGAUCUUUCAUAGUAGGCCUACUUCAAGUUGGUUUGAGAUGUCAUAAUUGAUGUUCGUUGCAUGUAGUGUUAAAAUUGAUAUUCAGUGUAAAUUUACAUAAUUGAAAUAUUUCAAAUCAAAUUUUGAACAAUCGUCAUAGGUAUAAUGGGACUGUGAUAGCUUGUCUGUGAUAAUUACAAACAACAGGUUUGUUUAUUCAGUUUUGUAGGAGUUUUCAAUGCAUCACGUUUUGUUAUUUUUCCAAGAUUUGAUACUUUUGCAAUUUUGCACGUUUGCAUCAGACUCAGAGGGAUCUGCGAUCAACAUCUUGGCAUUUGACGUCACGUUUUCGCUACGUCACAGGUACCUGCGAUCAAAAUCACUUGUCUGCAGAAUACCAUGCGACAGGUGUUACGAUCAUGAUCGCAGACACAUUCGAGGAUUAUCAAUACCUAUCGACAUGAAGAUGUUCACACAAUGUAUCACUAUGUGCCAUAUAUUUUCACUGUUUGCAAUAGUCUAUGGAAACUCAGUUCAUGUUCCCAUAGCAAUUUUACUAAAGACUUUGUUUCCUUUGAAAUGUUUUCAGUUGAGAUGUUAUUUGAUUUUAGCAAUAAAUCUGUA